This is a messenger RNA of Etheostoma cragini (Arkansas darter), 4090 nucleotides long. Its product is annotated as inactive dipeptidyl peptidase 10-like. The transcript has 26 exons. Bases 278 to 2674 code for a protein of 798 amino acids. The record is from RefSeq and is a predicted model, not a curated record. Gene Ontology annotation, biological process: proteolysis. Lineage: Eukaryota; Metazoa; Chordata; Actinopteri; Perciformes; Percidae. Gene Ontology annotation, molecular function: dipeptidyl-peptidase activity; serine-type peptidase activity.
CUCUUCCCUCCCCUCCCUUCCCCGGGCCUGGUGGGAACGCACCGGCUGCGUCCGUUGGCUUCUCGUCAGACGCUCGUCCAAAGAGCUCUCAGAGACUCCAUCGUGACGGAUCCGGACCUUCCCUUCAACCCGCUCCUGUUUAACAUUCCGCAGUUAUCGAGACGGCGCUCUGCCCGCCGCAUCCUCGCCUCUACGGACUUAUUUUGCACACGGAACACGGGGAUCGGGCCGUUUUUCUUCAGGAUUCAACCAAGUUUAAUCCUAAGCGGAGUUAAGGAUGACAGCCACCAAGGAGCAGCCGAAUCCGAGACCGAACCAGAACCAGCAGCAGCAGCAGGAUGAGGACCUGGGUGGGGGGAACGUUCCUCAGAGGAACUGGAAAGGGAUUGCCAUCGCUCUGCUUGUCAUCUUGGUGGUCUGCUCCCUAAUCACCAUGUCUGUCAUCAUCCUCACACCAGCUGACAAUCAAGCUGGAAGCAACACCAAACUGACUGUGGAGGAUCUGUUCAGACCUGAGUUCCAGGUCCAUGACCCGGAGGCCAAAUGGAUCAAUGACUCGGAAGUCAUCUACAGAAACAGUGAUGGCCACGUCAUCAAGUUCAACAUCCUCACAAACGAAACGGAGAUUGUCCUGACAAACACAACAUUUAUAAAUUUCAACGUGGCAAAGUACUCUGUCUCCCCUGAUCUGAAGUAUGUGCUCUUCGCUUACGAUGUGAAACAGGUUUACCGCCACUCCUACAUGGCCUCCUACAGUAUCUACAAUAUUCACACACGGGAGGUUUGGGAGUUGGACCCUCCUGAGGUGGUGAACUCGGUGCUGCAGUACGCUGCAUGGGGAGUGCAAGGCCAACAGCUGAUCUACAUAUUUGAAAAUAACAUCUACUACCAGUCAGAUGUCAAGAGUAACUCCCUCAGGCUGACAUCCUCAGGGAAAGAAGGGAUCAUCUUCAAUGGGAUUGCUGACUGGCUCUACGAAGAGGAGAUCCUGCAGACCCAUGUGGCCCACUGGUGGUCGCCUGACGGAGAGAGGUUGGCCUUCCUGGUCCUUAAUGAUAGUCUGGUGCCCAACAUGGCUUUACCUCGCUUCACCGGCAUGACAUACCCCAAAGGGAAGCAGUACCCAUACCCUAAGGCUGGCCAACCCAACCCGGCGGUGAAGCUCUAUGUGGUCAACCUUUACGGGCCGACGCACACGCUGGAGCUCAUGCCUCCAGAAACACUCAAGCUACGGGAACAUUAUGUGAUCAUGGUGAAGUGGAUCAGUAAGACCAAGACGUCUGUCCGAUGGUUGAACCGGGCCCAGAACAUCUCCAUCCUGACUGUUUGUGACACCACCACUGGAGCCUGCGUCACGAGACAUGAAGAAAGCUCUGAGCUGUGGCUUUCCAAGCAGAACCAAGAACCGGUGUUCUCCAAAGACGGCAGCCGAUUCUUCCUGACUGUGCCGGUCAAACAAGGAGGACGUGGCGAGUUUCAUCACAUCGCCAUGUUCACCACACAGUUCAGAGCAGAUCAAAACGAAGUCCGACAUCUCACCUCGGGGAACUGGGAGGUGACCCGGAUCGUUGCCUAUGAUGAGAACACUGACAACCUUUAUUUUCUCAGCACAGAGGGCUCGCCACGACGACGCCAGCUCUUCAGUGUUAAAACUGUGGGUCUGUUCCCGCGUCGGUGUUUGACAUGUGAGCUCAACAAAGCCUACUGUCUGUACUUCGAUGCUGACAUCAACCCCACAAACCAGCACAUUAUCCUCCGCUGUAAAGGUCCUGGAGCUCCUACUGUGAUCUUACACAGCCUCAAUCAUUCAAAUUACUACAUCCUUGGGAACAACUCUUUGCUGAAGGCGGCCCUAAAUUGGAAAAGGAUCCAGAUGACCGACUUUAGAACUGUUCAGAUAGAACAUUUUGAUUUGCCGUUGAAGAUCUCCUAUCCACCAGACUUCUCUGAGUCCCGCCACUAUGGACUGCUGUUGCUGAUUGACAGCGCCCCCGGUGGCCAGGCGGUGUCGGACCUCUUCUCUCUGAGCUGGGACUCUGUGCUGGUCAGCUCGGACAGCGUCAUCGUGGCUCGUCUGGACGGCCGGGGCAGCGGCUUCCAGGGUCAGAGGGUCCUGCACGACGUCCACCAGAGACUCGGGACCGUGGAUGUUCAGGACCAGAUCGCAGCAGUAGAAUUCAUGAUGAAAUUUUCAUAUGUUGAUCGGACAAGGAUAGCAGUGUUUGGAAAGGGUUAUGGAGCGUACCUAACAUUGAUGAUGCUCAAGUCUACUGACAGCCUCUUCAAAUGUGCAUGUGCAAUGUCACCUGUGACAGACUGGAAACUCUACGCAUCAGCGUUCUCCGAGCGAUACCUUGGCAUGCCAUUACGGGAUGACAGCAGAUAUCAGUUUUCCAGUGUGCUGCAGAACGUUCAAGCCCUUAGGGAGCAGACUCUGAUGCUAGUGCACGGCACAGCAGACGCCAACAUCCACUUCCAGCAUACUGCUGAGCUCAUCAAGAACCUUGUGAAAGUUGGAGCGAACUACUCAAUGCAGGUCUACCCAGAUGAAGGACAUUUCUUGUCUCAGCAGAGUCGCCAGCACCUCUACGCGACACUGACCAGCUUCUACAGGGAGUGUCUUAAGGAGGAGUUACUACCGGUGCCUGAUGAGGAAGAAGAGGAGGAGGAGUAGGCGUUGAGGCUCAGACCUUGGGCAGAGCUUAAAGAACUUCUGUCAAGGAUCUGUCAAGGUCUUUCACAUUUGGACAAAGUGUUUGGUGGGACAUGGACACUGGGUUAGAGCUGCUGUGUGUGUGUGUGUGUGUGUGUGUGUGUGUGUGUGUGUGUGUGUGUGUGUGUGUGUGUGUGUGUGUAAAUGUGUUAAAAACAUAACUGAAGGACACAACAGUGACGCCAGGACUUGAGGCGGGAACUGCCCUCUAGCAUAAAGUCAUUUCAGUUUUGGGACGCUCUGUUUCUUGGCAAAGCGCACAGAAGACUGCCUCCAUCUUUUGCAGGCUCAUCCACAAGUGCAUGGUUCUUUUGUCUCUCGCUGCUUCACUCACAUUGUCCAAGUUAGUGUCCUUUGUGGUAGCACUCGGGAGGAAAUGAACACAGAUGUACACUUUAGAUCGCACCUCUCUUUUGGUUGUUGUAUUGUUGCACAAGGAAAUGCUCCAGUCAGCCUUGAAAAACGUUAAGUCACGCAAGGUUACCACAACAGAGACGAUCCGGAACAAGUGCUAUUUCCUGAUGAAACUCUCCGCCAUCGCCCGCCCUAAAUGAAAACAGUCUUUAUAAGCCACACUUUAUUGGACAGGGGUCUUGCGUAGACAUGUACAAUGCCUUAUGAGGUUCAACAUACUGUAAUAUUACUUGCUGGCAGUGGUAGUCAUCCAUUUGCAGUGUCAUGUUAACCUAUGUCAACUCAGGUACACAAGACACAGCACUCCAGUCAGUUUAGUGUCAGUUACAACACAUUGUCAGCUGUAUUGUCAUGAAUAAGUUAUGAAUUAUAUAUGGAGAUAAUGGAUAUUGGCCAUACGGUAGUUUCAGUUUAAGGCCACACUGCAACUUCUCUCAAAUAUGUCAUUAAACUUGUUUUCUUAAAAUCUCUGAAAGGGUGUGAGAUGAUUUUUAGCUCGGCUUCACCUGAUUCAAGAGCCUUCUUGAAAUCAAGACGCAUUUUCCUUAUUUUUGGAUAUUCUGUUAUUUUAAGAAAAUAAUGAUUAACUGCAGUGGAUACUAAUGAAAAUGUGUGUACUAAGAUGGACAAUUUUACAGUGUCAGUAAGGUGUUUGCAUGUCUACAGGGAAUGUGUUGAAAGUGUUGUCACAUUUUGUACAGUACAAUACAGCAGAGUGUGUACAUAAAUAUAUUUUUGAGAUGUCAGAUCUCAUAGAUAGUUUAGUCUAUGGGGAUGGAUUGGUUUGACAUGGAUGUCUUGUACUUUUUUUUGUUUUUUAUCUUUUAGCUGUUGAUUUUUUCCUCUUAGGAUGGAUUUUGUAAUGCUUGUUCUUGUUCUUUUUGCUGUUUAAAAGGGAAAGGGCAGGGUUGAGCGGUCGGGGUUACUGUGGUUGUUCUAUAGUGAUGAUUAUAAAUAAAUAAA